UGCAACUGCAGUUGCAUGUUCCUCUCUCAUCCGAAGUUGAAUAUUCUUAAUUCUUAUGCUGCGAAUUCAAACAUCAAAUCGCAACAAUCCGUAAUUUGAAAUUUAAGGACUAAAAUAAUGGUGGGUGAAAUGGAGGGCCGUAAGUUGGGCCGGUCCGGGCCGAUUGUAACGCAAUUUCAAGCCCGAACUCAUAUCCAGGCCCAUUACACAUUCUCUCUGCCAUAUCGGCCCGAAUCAAAUUCAACUAGGGUUUUUGCAUCUGAAAUUCGUAGUGUAUUUUCCCAAUUCGAUUUCCGAUUUUCGCUUUGUUGUGCUCCGCAUGAUGAGUUGACCUGAAAACAAGUUUUUGAUUUGAUUGAAUUCUGUUAUACUGUUGAGAAUUUAUCAGAAGUAGUUCUUCUUAUUCAGGAAGUUGGAUCUGGAAACCAUGACCAAGAAAUGAUGAAGAUUGGGAUGACUGAAAUCGAAGAUACUAACAACGAAACUGAUCUGGAGAUAAACUAUAACUCCGAAGCAAGCGUUGGGGACAAGCGAAAACGAGAUGGGAAGUUGAGGUCCGAAGUUUGGCAGCAUUUCACAAAGGUUAUUCAGGAGGAUGGAACGUGCGAGAAAUGCCAGUGUAAUCACUGCCGGAAGCUAUUCACUUGCUCGAGCAGAAGUGGGACGACUCAUCUGAAACGCCACAUAGAUGCCAGGAUCUGCCCCGUCUACAAGAAAGACAGAGAUAAUAAGAUAGUGACAAUAUCGAGCUAUCCGAGAGGGAGCAGCGUGGAACACAGAAAUGGUCUUGCUCCAUGGAAAUACGAGCAAGCCUCCUCCCAACAAUGCAUGGAUGUUGAGAUCGAACUGCUACCACCGGAGAGGCUUGGUAAUCUCGAACCUCCAUCUUUCAAGACAGCCGAAGAUGACUAUGGAACUCAAACACCGUUGCCUUUACGGAGUAAACUUCCCCAGCAACCUGCGUUGAAGUCUCAACCUAGAGGAGACGCGUGGAUGAACGAAUUCAGGACGUGUGUAGCUAAGCUCGUGGAACUCAACAAUGGGAAAGUCCCAGUGCUAUCGCCUCAGCCGUUGGCCGUUGGUGCUACCGAUCACUCGAUAUCUGCUGCUCUCAAGUGCUUGAAUGAGAUGGAGGAUAUCCCUCAGUCAAGCGAGAUGUACUUGGAUGCUUUCGAGAUUUUGCAGGAUGCCGGAGAAAGAGAGUGCUUCGUCUGCUUGCCACCGGAGCCGCGCAGGCGCUGGCUGCAACGAGUGCUGCAUCGUCGUCAUCCCUUGCGGUAUGGCUCGAAUAUGUGAAAGCUUUGUGUAGAGUUUUCUAGCUUGAAAUUGUUGUAAUUUGGCUUGUAUGAAGUUGCCACACCCAAGGUGUGGCUAGGGAUAAGGAUAUACACCUUGCACUAAAGUUACUCUUUAGCAAUAAAAUUACAAAUACGUCAUUGAAAAA
Messenger RNA from Salvia miltiorrhiza (redroot sage), 1444 nucleotides. RefSeq lists its product as uncharacterized. The transcript has 3 exons. NCBI's taxonomy places the organism in Eukaryota, Viridiplantae, Streptophyta, Magnoliopsida, Lamiales, Lamiaceae. Bases 439 to 1296 code for a protein of 285 amino acids. Gene Ontology annotation, molecular function: DNA binding. The record is from RefSeq and is a predicted model, not a curated record.